Molecule: messenger RNA, 4008 nt
Organism: Symbiodinium sp. CCMP2592
Lineage: Eukaryota; Dinophyceae; Suessiales; Symbiodiniaceae
Source: the annotation of a GenBank genome assembly
AUGGCGCCGGCCCCAUUGAAGAUUUUGCAAGCUAAAGUGGAAUACCAGGAUCAGGUCCCUCUGCUAGACUGCACUGGCAUAGGUACGGCAGUCAUUACCACAGCCGUGGUGCACGAUCAUACUUGCCUACAGGUUGCGGAAGUCUUUUGCGGAGGCUUCUCGGGAUGGUCUCAGGCAUGCUACACGUUCCAGCGAUACCAGGUUCCUGUACACAUGCGCUGGACAUUGGAUGUUGACCCCCACUGCACACCAAUGCUCCGGUGCCGUGACAGCACUUUUCUUGAAAUCAGCAGCAUUGAAGACCUCGAUGGAGUGCCGAGCCAUCGGGAGCACACGUUUCAUAUGUGUGCCGACGUGCAGUGGGCAUGGUGGCUUAGGGUUUUAGGCCGGUUUCCGGUUAAGGCCAUUUGCGUGUCGGCGCCAUGUCAACCGUGGUCCCGAGCCGGGACAGGCUCCGGCCUCUGCAGCCAGGACGGAGAGCUCUUGCUUCGGGUUGCCGACAUUGCGGCAGUUGGGGAGAUCCCGCUGAUACUGCUUGAGCAAGUCGAGUUCUUCCCCAAGCACCAGCAUUACCCUCUGAUAAUGCAGGCUUGGCACGAGUGUGGAUAUGAAGUCCUAUGGCAACAGACUCUUAAUUUGCGGGACGUGCUACCAGGACAGCGCAUGCGGCACCUGAUUGUCAUGAGCCGCCCGGGUGCCGUAUCGCCUUCAGACGUGGACCAAGGUUUCUGGGCGAUGGUGAAACGACAAUCCCUCGCACUUGCUGAUGUGAUAUUCCCGUUACCUCCGCAGAUGCUUGCGGAUUGCCAGCUCCCGCCUGACAUCCUGGCUAAGUACAUGGACCCUUGGCUAGAUUGUGCGGGCGUUUUCGUUGCACAGUACCAGUUUCAGCACGAGCUACCGGAUGCCACAGGUUUGAGGUUCUUCUCAGGCGCUGAGAUCGCAGCCGUCCACGGGGCGGUACAGCCGGUGCUCCUUCUGGCCAGCCGUCACGACCAGAUGCGCUUGCUCGGAAAUGCCAUUGCUGUGCCGCAUGCUGCAGCUGCGCUUGCCCAGGCCUGCCGCUUGAUGCGUUGCCCGGGCGCACCUGACAUGAUGUUAGCGACUCAGUGGUGCCUGGCCGAUCGGCUGCGAUGCUCCACCACUGCUCUGAUACCCGUCACGACUGGCUGGAUCCUCUGCAGGCAAGACCAAAUCCCUCCCGAUGCCCUCCAGGUCGAUGGCCCAGAAGUGUUCGUUGAAGUACUGUUCCACACCCCAGGCCAGGAUGUUGCCACUUCCCUAGCCGCCCCUGCCGGCUUGCCAGUGGCACGGUUGAUAGGAGCUACGGGCUCAGGCGUCCAGAGUGGUCUCUGCACUGUCCUGACGCAUACAACCGUCUACUUAGUAGACCACUCUGGGCCGCGAUCCUGGUCCCAGCUCUUGCAUGUUUUCCGUGCUUUGGAUCCCGACCACGACCCCAACUGCUGCCUCGGUGUGUAUUCCCUGUCGGGGCAACGACUCACGGAUCACAAGACCUUCGGCAGCUGCAUUGUUGCCCUCAGUGAGGACGAAGACGUCCCAGCCUUUUCGCUACGCCAGCUCGCUGCACAUGUGUCCAAGGUUGUAGUGUUCAGGCAGGACGACACUGUGUGUUUCCGGGGUCCCUCUUGCGCAGCGGGUGACCUGUGGAUGGGGUUCCCCUUUCAGCUGCUGUCUGCCCUGGGUUGGGGAUCUGAAAUAGAGGGCUUGCCGCCCAGGGACCACAUACCUGUUGCAUUCCGCCUCCAGCCGCUGCAGGGCCGACCAAUCAUGCCUGCCGACUUGUUGCACAACCAGUGCCGGGUGUGGCUCUUCAUUUCCCAAGUCGAGGACAACACAUGCAGCAUCGGCGAGCCCGCCGUUGAGGUCGAAAUCCAGCUUCUUGCCUGCCGCUUGUGGAUCGGGCGCCUCCCAGGGGCUACCACGCUGCAGGACAUCUCGGACUGGUGGCAAUGUGCUUCCGUUGCUUGUGCACUUCCCGGGCGCCACAGGGUGUUUUCCGGCCCACAUCCCCAUGACCCCGCAGCUACCAUUGCAGAAGUCGCCGCCCAGACCACUGCCAGUGUGAUCCGGAAAACGGGGCACCUCCUUGUGACCAUUCAGCCGCAAAUCAUAGGGGGCGGGGUCAAGGACGAAAACGUGCAGCUGGCAAAAACGAAGGUUGCCACCCUGCUGCUGGACCGAGGCGUGAGCCUCCCUGAAACCUCGGUUACGGCUGAUAAUCUGGUUCCUAAGUUGGGUUCGGCCGCCUGCCUGAAAAUCCUGUCGGGUACUGACACCGCACAGCAAUGGCUGGAGCUUAAGAAUGUAGCCUCCACGGUAGGGGUGCCACUGCCACAGGGUGACAACCGCACAGAAAAAGCCGCGAAGCGGCUGCAGCGAGCCGUUCGGCGCCGGCGGCUCACUGGAUCCCCCGAGGUUCGGGCCUGUGACUUCACACUUGAGGAAGGCUCGUGGGUAGGAAUCGAUGGUGCCCCUGCGGCGAUCCUACAGACUGCCUCCCAUAACAGCGAGGGCGUACUGUUGUUGGAUGCUCGGGAGGCCACGUCAGUCGACCUCGACCUACUGCGCAACAUAGAGUCAGAUGCUCUCUGUGUUGUCAUCCCAGGCCACGAUUGCCCGGACCCCGAGUCCUGCUGCGGGACGAUAAGUGUGCCGGCCCGCCACCGUGCUAGCGGCCAGACCCACCUGCUUGCAGCGUGCUACCAUAAUGUCGGCUCCACCAACUUAGAGCCACACGUACAGCAUGGCACGGACAUCACCGUCACAGGCACCACUUGCUGCACCUUCUCCAUGCACAGCUCUGACUUUGCCCAAGAAGAGUGGCAAGAGGUUGUCCGGGCCCCGGUUCGCACUGCAGCAGAGGCCUUCCGCAAGGCCGGGGUCCACCAGGCCUUCAAUGACCCAUGGAGCCGGCAGUACCGUUGCGACGGCCGCCCAAGCCAACCACACCUUAGUGAUACCUGCAGCUUCAAUGCCAAAGUGACCACCGCGCUGCUACGGCCGCUCCUGCAGCAGUCUGGCUUCAACAGCGUUUUCCUGAUCCCCAAAACCUGGGACCGCCAACUACUGCCAGGCUGGUCAGUCGUUUGGCUCACUGGUGAUAAGACUGACUCCGCCAAACAGGCAGGACUGAUCGCUGAACAGCACGGGUUGGUCAGGUCUCGGGCCAGAUUUGGUGUCAGGGUCCCGGUGGCCUCGUUUGACAAAGUCUUCCGCCAGUUGCGCCCCGGCAUGGAGCCCCCAGUGUCCGUCACAGUUAAAACAAUGUUCAAAGCAGGCCCGUUCCCAGCAGGCACCACAGCAGACGAUAUAGUCGCAUGGGCGGCCAAACUGCAGUGGCCAGCAAAAGCACUUAAGUCGCUAGGCCCCACGUUUUGGCUGCUUGGUGCUGAGAGCCAACCGCCAGCACAAACCACGCGCUUCAACUCCACACCAGUGCUGAUCAGUGAGGUCAAAGGCAGGGAACAGAAGCGCCCGGUGAUCCAGGCGGGCGGCCCUCUGCCUCAGCCGCAACCUGCUGCCCAGAGCAGCCCUGACCCUUGGCUUGAGAACGAUCCUUGGAGCCAAUACAAGGCCACCACGGCCGUUAUGCGUCCACCGUCAAUCCCUGGCCCGGCGCCCCGCUCAACCAGCAGUGCGGCCCCGCCGCUUGACCACCACCUUGCCGGCCGCAUGCAUACCACAGAGUCCCGACUUGCCGAGCUGGAGCAAAACCUUCAGGCCCUUAGGGAUGAUCAGCUCAAGGCUGCCGUUGAACGCCAGCAAGAUCGGGUCCAAACCGCCUCCGAGAUCCAGAGUGUCCGCGGCGAAGUGCAAUCACUGGGAGCGAGCCUCCAACUGCAACUGCAGAGCAACUUGGAUGGGCUGCGCAAUGCACAAAGCCAGCAGGAGCAACAAAUGAACUCCGGGAUGCAAGAGCUGAAAGCGCUUAUUUUGGCUUGUCAUGAGAACAAGAAAGCCCGCACCUGCGAUCACGACCUGUGA